AUGGUUCCUAUUUUAAUCGAGCUUAAGAAAAAUUGUCAGUUAUCAAUCUCUAAUAACAAUAAUAUAGCAGAUAUUAACGAUGAUGAUAAUGACUUUCAAGACUUAUUUGACGAUAACGAUGUUACAACUGAUGAAGAAGAAGAGAAUGAACAGGUUUAUACACUAAUUAGUAUAGAUAUUGAUGAAAUAAAAAAUAAUUUGUAUAAUGCAAUGAACCAUUAUUGGUCUAAUUUAACAUCACCAAGUUCACUUUUACCUAGUCUUUUAGAUCCCAGGUGCAAAAAUCUAUCUUUUGUCUCAUUUGCUAAAUGGUUCACUACUGAAAAUUUACUUAGAGAUGAGUAUGAAAAAAUGAAAAAUAAUAUAGACAAAGAGAAAAAAAAUGUUAGAACGAAGGUUAAAUCAACUUCUGUAAAAAAAAAAACCAAAAGUAGCAUUCUUUCUAGUUUUAAAAAACAUACGCCAGUUAUGGUUGAGGAGAUUUCUAACUAUCUAAAGCUUGAAGAAAUUGAUAUUGAGUGUAAUCCUUUCGUGUGGUAG
Molecule: messenger RNA, 540 nt
Organism: Racocetra persica
Lineage: Eukaryota; Fungi; Glomeromycota; Glomeromycetes; Diversisporales; Gigasporaceae
Source: the annotation of a GenBank genome assembly